Molecule: messenger RNA, 3592 nt
Organism: Chironomus riparius
Lineage: Eukaryota; Metazoa; Arthropoda; Insecta; Diptera; Chironomidae
Source: the annotation of a GenBank genome assembly
UCAGUUUCUGUGUGUUGAUUUUUUGGAAAAGUAAGAAAAACAUAAAAUAAUUAAAAUUUCCCGUUUUCUGAGGAAAAUAAUCAACAAUAAAUCAUCUAAAUUAUAAUUAAUUGAUACCUUCAAUUGACAACAAUAAUGGCAACGUAUGAAGAAUAUAUUCAACAAAAUGAGGAUCGUGAUGGAAUCAGAUUUACAUGGAAUGUUUGGCCAUCAAGUAGAGUAGACGCGACAAAAUUAGUAGUGCCAUUGGCUUGCCUUUAUCAGCCAUUUAAGGAACGAGCAGAUCUUCCACCACUUAUGUAUGAGCCUGUCUUGUGUACCAGAACUACAUGUCGUGCAAUUUUAAAUCCUAUGUGUCAAGUUGACUAUCGUGCAAAGUUGUGGGUCUGCAAUUUCUGCUUCCAACGAAAUCCCUUCCCACCUCAAUAUGCUGCAAUAUCCGAGCAACAUCAACCAGCUGAGCUUAUUCCAGGAUUCAGUACAAUCGAAUAUACAAUAACGAGAGCACCUUGCAUGCCACCAGUAUUCCUGUUUGUAGUUGAUACUUGCAUGGAUGAAGAAGAAUUAACGGCAUUGAAAGAUUCACUUCAAAUGUCCUUGAGUUUACUUCCUUCAAAUGCUCUUGUUGGAUUAAUUACUUUUGGCAAAAUGGUCCAAGUCCAUGAAUUAUCAACUGAAGGAUGCUCUAAGAGCUACGUUUUUCGUGGUACGAAAGAUUUAAGUGCUAAGCAGAUCCAAGAUAUGCUAGGAAUUGGACGUGGAGGUGCUGGGCCAGUUCCAGCUGGACAGCAACAACCUCAACAACCAAGAUUGCCUCAACAAGGUCCACAACCACCAUCAAAUAGAUUCUUACAGCCAUUACAAAAAUGUGAUAUGGCUUUAACUGAUAUGUUGGGCGAAUUACAAAGAGAUCCAUGGCCAGUUUCACAAGGAAAACGUCCAUUGAGAGCAACUGGAACUGCUUUAUCGAUUGCUGUUGGAUUACUUGAAUGUACAUAUCCAAAUACAGCUGCAAGAGUCUUAUUGUUUGUUGGUGGACCAUGUUCGACUGGUCCAGGACAAGUUGUUGAUGAUGAGCUUAAACAUCCAAUUCGUUCUCAUCAUGACAUCCAUAAAGAUAAUGCAAAAUACAUGAAAAAAGGAAUUAAGCACUUUGAAGCACUUGCAUUGAGAACAGCAACAAAUGGACAUUGUAUUGACAUCUAUUCAUGUGCUCUGGAUCAAACUGGUCUUAUGGAAAUGAAGCAGUGCUGUAAUUCAACUGGUGGACAUAUGGUUAUGGGAGAUUCCUUCAAUUCUUCCUUAUUUAAGCAAACUUAUCAACGAGUUUUCGCUACAGAUUCUAAAAAUGACCUUAAAAUGGGCUUUAAUGCUACUUUGGAAUUAAAAUGUUCUAGAGAAUUGAAAAUUGAAGGUGGAAUUGGACCUUGUGUGUCAUUAAAUAUUAAAAAUUCAUCUGUAUCAGAGAAUGAAGUUGGAAUGGGGAAUACAACUCAAUGGAAAUUGUGUACAGUCUCACCAAACUCAACUAUGGCAUUUUUCUUUGAAGUUGCGAAUCAACAUUCAGCACCAAUUCCACAAGGUGGUCGUGGAUGUCUUCAAUUCAUUACGCAAUAUCAACAUGCUAGUGGACAGAGAAGAAUAAGAGUUACAACUGUCGCUAGAAAUUGGGCAGAUGCAGCUGUUAAUCUUAAUUUCAUUUCUGCUGGAUUUGAUCAGGAAGCAGCAGCCGUUAUUAUGGCGAGAAUGGUCGUUUUUCGUGCAGAAUCUGAUGAUGGUCCGGAUGUAUUGCGUUGGAUUGAUAGACAAUUAAUUAGAUUAUGUCAGAAAUUCGGUGAAUAUAAUAAGGAUGAUCCAAACUCAUUUAGACUUGCUGAGAAUUUCAGUCUAUUUCCACAAUUCAUUUAUCACUUGAGAAGGUCACAGUUCUUGCAAGUCUUUAAUAAUUCACCAGAUGAAACGACUUUCUAUCGUCACAUGUUAAUGCGUGAAGAUUUAACACAGUCACUGAUUAUGAUACAGCCAAUUUUGUAUAGCUAUAGCUUCAAUGGACCACCAGAGCCGGUUCUUCUUGACACAUCAAGUAUCCAACCUGAUAAGAUUCUCUUGAUGGACACUUUCUUCCAAAUUCUAAUCUUUCACGGUGAAACUAUCGCUCAAUGGCGAGCUAUGAAGUAUCAUGAAAUGAAGGAAUAUGAAAAUUUCAAGCAGCUCUUACAAGCACCAGUCGAUGAUGCUCAAGAAAUUUUGUCAACAAGAUUCCCAAUGCCUCGAUAUAUCGAUACAGAACAAGGCGGUUCACAAGCUCGAUUCUUGUUGUCGAAAGUUAAUCCAUCGCAGACACACAAUACAAUGUAUGGAUACGGUGGAAGUGAUGGCGGUGCUCCUGUUUUAACAGAUGAUGUAUCAUUACAAGUCUUUAUGGAACAUUUGAAGAAAUUGGCUGUCUCAUCUACAGCUUAGUAUGUGAAGAAAAUUAAGAAAAUCGUCAAACGGUGCAGGAAAAUGUUUAAAGUUACGAGAAAAAUUAUUUAGAAAAAUGCAUGCUGAAUGCCCAGAGCAAGAUUUAUGGAUGAAGAAAAAAAUAAUAAUAUUAAUUAAUUGUAUAUGUAUGCUUCAACAUUUCUUUAAUGAUUCAAUUUUUACAUAACAUUCACAAUAAAUAUAUGUAUAAAUUAUAUCUUUUUUCUCACUUUUGCUUUCAGUGUGGAAUUCUGCGCUCCAAAAAAGGAUUAAUUCACUAAUGACGUCUUUAAAGAAAUUUAUUUUUCAGACCCCAAAGCUGUGCUACCAAAUUUUUAUAAAAAUAUAUUUUUUUUCAGACCAAUGUGACAAUUCUUUAUAUCAAAUACUAGACGUCAUCAGUGAAUGACCAGAAAAAGCUAAAAUAAAUUAAGUUAAAUAAAGUGUAGGAAUGUGGUGGUUGUUGUUCAGAGCUUUAAGUGUGUAGAUAAGAAAAUAAAGGUUUGUAAGUAUGAAAGAAUUUCGAGGAAAAUUAAAACUUUGAAAUUUUUCUUUAAAAACCAUUCAACAGUCAAUAUGAAAGCAAAAUUGUCCUGUUUUAAUGUUACAAAUACUAUCAAAACCGUACAAGUGUUUGAAAACAUUUAUAAGGUUCUGAAGAAAUCUAAUAUGAAUUUGUAUGGUUUUGGAAAAAUAGAACUUUUCAAAUGUUUUUAUAUGCCUCGGAAUUCAAUCUAUUCAAACUCCAAAAUUCACUUUUCAACCAAAAAAUAAAUGUAAUUUCAUUAAAAAUAUUACUUUUAAAACUUCAACUAAAAAUCAUCUAAAAUUAUAUUGUAAGUUGCACGAUUUACAAUUUUCACUUGCCUCAACAUCUUAAGUGCCUCAAAAGCCAAUUAAAAUUUAAUUAAGAAAUCUAAUAGACAUUUUCUUUUCGACAUCAGUACGAUCCAAAGCUUUGCAGAAAUCAUCGAAUGUAAUUUUUCCAUCUCCGGCUUGAUCUGCUUCCAUAAUUGUUCUUUCUGCGAUGCUCAUUAAUUGAUCCUGGCUAAUAUUAGCACCAACCAUCAUGUGGAGAAUAUUAAGUAAUUCGUCUUUGGAGAUUGAUUCGUCAUCAUCAAGAUCGUAC